GUUCCAAUUCUUUUCUUCGGCUUGGAUUCGGUUUAUUUACUUGAUUUUGGAUAUAUCUGAGGUCCGUGAUUUUCGUGCUAUUUAGGCGACUGGAUUUUUGUGGCUGGUUUUCCCGCUCCUCCACCAUCGCAGGCGACAAUCCAGAUUUUCUCGUCUCCCUCUUUCGAUACCCAUCCAUAUCGUCAAUCCCGACACGCAGACUUAAAUCGAAGCAAUGGCGCCGACUAAGGGCCCCGCCGCUGGCAAGGCCUCGAACAAGGGCGACGGAAAGAAGAGCAAGCCCCUCUCAUCCGCAUCGAAAGUGAACAAGAAAGGCGCCAAGCGCCCGCCGCCCAAGGAAGUCAAGGCGAAGGCGCGCACGGAGUCCAGCCUGUUGAAGAAGACGAAGAAGAGAGAAUAUACUGAAGAGGAACUGGGACUGCCCAAGCUGAAUGCGAUCACCCCCGUUGGUGUGGUGAAGCCCAAGGGCAAGAAGAAGGGCAAGACUUUCGUUGACGAUGCGGAGGGAAUGAUGACUAUCCUCGCCAUGGUCAACGCCGAGAAGGAAGGACAGAUCGAAUCCAAGAUGAUGAAGGCUCGCCAGUUGGAGGAGAUCCGUGAGGCUAAGAGAAAGGAGGCAGAGGCUAGACAGGCGCAGAAAAAGUCUAAGCUGGAGGAAGCAAAGCAGUCCAUCCGCCAAAAACGCAAGCACAAGGGUGGCUCCAGCGAAACAAAGGAUGAAGCGCCAAGCAAGGAGUCGUCUUCAAAGUCAAAAGGAAAGAAGAAGAGUGUUGCAUUUGCUUGAAAUUCUAUGUACAAAAGUAAUUCUGUCUAUACCGGGUCUAUGUAGUUAGAUGGGUCUCUGGCGUUAUACUGGUCUAUGUCUUCCGAAACAACGGCGUGCAUGACACAUGAUGAGCAUCUCUCCAAUUGAAGCACUGAUCCUAUCAAUGGGAGCAGUUCGGUUAUGCAAUAUUGUUGAUUAUGGCCUGAUUUGCAGGUCGAGCUUGCGUUGCGCAGGAAUGAAUUUCGGCUUUGGUGCCGUAUCUGCGUCCUUUUCGGGACCCGUAUGGUGAGCAAGAUGACCGGGGAUCUUCUCGGGAUCCUCAACCUUG
Molecule: messenger RNA, 1094 nt
Organism: Aspergillus vadensis CBS 113365
Lineage: Eukaryota; Fungi; Ascomycota; Eurotiomycetes; Eurotiales; Aspergillaceae
Gene: loc1
Exons: 3
Coding region: 215-784 (189 amino acids)
Biological process (GO): intracellular mRNA localization; ribosomal large subunit biogenesis
Cellular component (GO): nucleolus; preribosome, large subunit precursor
Molecular function (GO): mRNA binding
Source: RefSeq, a predicted model, not a curated record